This is a messenger RNA of Capsella rubella, 2525 nucleotides long. RefSeq names its product condensin-2 complex subunit H2. The coding region runs from base 282 to 2321 and encodes 679 amino acids. Gene Ontology annotation, molecular function: chromatin binding. Lineage: Eukaryota; Viridiplantae; Streptophyta; Magnoliopsida; Brassicales; Brassicaceae. Gene Ontology annotation, biological process: meiotic chromosome condensation; mitotic sister chromatid separation. The record is from RefSeq and is a predicted model, not a curated record. The transcript has 11 exons. Gene Ontology annotation, cellular component: nucleus; condensin complex.
UCUCUCUUUCCCCAAUCUCUCUCUCCACUUCCUUCUAUCUUCUUCACUAAUCACUUGAAUUCUUCGUGUUAGAUCGUACAUUCUUUUCAUUUCCUAUUAAAAAAUUUCAAACUUCACCUGAAAAACUUAAGUUUCUUUGGAAAUUUUCGAUUUUUAAUUGGAAUCCCAAUUCACAGUUUUUAGGGUUUCAGCCUUUUCUAUUUGGGGGGUUUGGGAUUUAGGGGUAUGAAUUAUCCGGUCUCUCCAUACAGAAGCUUAUACUCUGUGCGUCUUCACCGAGAAUGACGAGUCACGGUGGCGGCGGUGGAGUCCGUGGGGAGAAGAUUCACACGGUUCAGCCGGAGAGGGAUUUGGUGGCUAAUUGGGAAGUUGAUUUGUCGGAGAAGCUAGAAGAGUACCUUCUUAAAAUUUGUACCGGAGAAAUCACUGGAAAUGAAGACGAUGGGCAGAUUCCUGUGAAUUUCGCUGAAGCUGCUUUGCUGCUUCAGGGUUCGGUUCAGGUUUACAGCAAGAAAGUUGAAUACUUGUACAAUUUGGUUCUACGCACGUUGGAGUUUCUAUCGAAGCAAAGAGAGCAAGAACAGUCUAAAGAUACAUCAAAUGAGGCUGGGGAAAGCUCCUCACGUCAGGUUGAUGAAGAAGAAAAUGAUCUCUUCUGGAAUGUAGAUGACAUUCCAGUGGACACAAAGAAUAGCUUGGACAGCUCGGUUGGGAGAGAUUCCGUUCCAAGUCACUUUGUCAAGCCUCCGGCAAAUCUAGUUGUUAUUGAAGGUGACUGUUUGGAUACUAGUGGUGACGGUGGAGAAUUGGAAUCCUAUCUGUUGGCAACUACACAUCUCUACCGGGAUUUUAUUCUAUUAGACCCAUGUGAUGCUGUAGCGGUGAAUGAAUUUUUAGGUGAUAACAAUAAUGGUAAAGGAAAAAACAGUUCACACAGAGGCAGCUCAGUACGUAAAAGUAAUCACUUAUCUAUAGGACGUUCUGGAGGAAGUGCUCGUAAGUCAUCUGUUGGAAAGAAUCAGGGCACUAAUGUCAACACGUCCCCAAUAUGUGGGAAUGGUCCCAAUGUUCAAAAUUGUGAGCAAGAGUCGCAGCCUCCUGUUUUUGGAGAAAAUGAUCACGGUUUUGACAUGGAUAACGAAUAUGGAGGAACCAUGGAAUUUAGUGAUACAGAUGCUGAUGAAGAUGAUCCAUGGAAGCCAUUGAAUCCCUAUGAACCAGGGAAGUUGAAAGUGAAGCCUUUCAAGAAAGUUAAAAAUUUGAAAAAGAUUGGAUGGAGCCUUAACAAGGACCAUAUGACUGCCAUGUUUCCUCUCGCUAGACCCAACGGUCCCAUCAGUUCAGAGCUUAUUGGAAUCUGGAAGAUGCAAGGUUGUGCUAGUAAAAACGAGCAAGAAUCGCAAAACAUUCCCUAUUUCGAGAAGCUUCGAGAGAUGCUUGUGAAUGGAGGAAACCAACCUUGUGGUGCUAAUGGCAAUUACAAGGACAACGAUAAGGAUAACCAUGAUGAAGCCAAUAAUGGUGACUUCCAUGAUUUUGGGGAGCAUGAUGGUGAUGAUCCAGAACAUCCGUUCAUGGAUGAAGAUAUUCUCAAUAUGAAUGAUGGUGGAGCUGCUGAGUUUCAUAACUUCGAUGGAUUUGGAAAUGACGAAUCAAAUUGUCAAGAAAGCUUGGAAGAUCUUUGCCGCUCACACCUGGAUGCUCUUCUCGCUAACAUAGCUAAAAGUGAGAAGCAAACGGAUCUUGCUGCUCGGGUUUCAACGUGGAAACAGAAAAUUGAGCAAAACCUAGAAGAACAAGAGUUACACCCUCCUUUUGACAUUCAAGAAUAUGGAGAAAGGAUGAUUAACAGUCUGACUGUUGAAGAGAGUGGAGACGUUGAGACCUUUACCGAUCUCAUGAAAGGCCAAGAAAAGCACGAUGUAGCUCGGGCUUUCUCUGCGCUUCUCCAGUUGGUGAACAAUGGAGACGUUGAUCUGGAAAAACCUGGGAACUCCACAAACGAACCAAUGUGUUAUACAGCAGUAAAACCUUUCAGUGUUCGGUUGCUCAAGAAUCAUAACAGAGAGAAUGAGACAAAAGCGAUGCAUUUACCCCGGAAGCGAGCUAAGUCUCCAGUAACCAAAGGCAAAUCUCACGACUCACCACCACCAAAGAGGCUAAACACUUGUUCUGGUUCAAGCCAGACACGGAAAGUCUCACUAAAAAUCUCAAAGAUCAACACUGUCGGACCAAACAGUAAGAAAAGACGGAAGGGUCGAUCUGAAGCCGUCGCUGAGGUAACUGAAGUUUCUUCAGUUGAAAAGUCUCUGGGGAAAUAACAAGAUUGUGUAGUUAGGUGUGGGAUCUGAUCAGAUAGUUAUGAAACUUCUGUAACUGUCAUUUGUGUAAGUUAUAAUGAAGGCAUUGCCAGAAGUAGCAUAUGUUGUAAUCACGAUGAAACUACUACUUUAGAGGGUCUUUUAACAUAUUAGGGAGGGAUACAGUGCUUGUGGAAAAUUUUGAAGAAUUCGGAUGUUUAAGUA